Carica papaya (papaya) is the source of this 1669-nucleotide messenger RNA. Lineage: Eukaryota; Viridiplantae; Streptophyta; Magnoliopsida; Brassicales; Caricaceae. The record is from RefSeq and is a predicted model, not a curated record.
GGGCAAAGUGUAUCCGACCCUAAUUCUACGAUCCAUGAUUCACGAAUAGUGCCGUUCAGUAUUAAGCUUUCAACACCUGUGAGUUCAUCGCGCGAAAGUAACGGAGAAUUUUCCCAAUAAACUCUCGAUACCUCAGUAGAAGACAAGGGAAGAAUGUUGCAGAGGCCUAGACGACGUUGUGAAGGUACAGCCAUGGGUGCCAUCAUUCUCGAUCUCCGGCCCGGUCUCGGCAUAGGACCUUUCUCUCUCGGAAUGCCAAUAUGCGAAGCAUUUGCUCAGAUAGAGCAGCAGCCGAACAUCUACGAUGUUGUUCAUGUCAAAUAUUUUGACGAGGAGCCUCUUAAACUCGACAUAGUUAUUAGCUUUCCGGAUCAUGGUUUUCAUCUUCGUUUUGAUCCGUGGUCUCAGAGGUUACGCCUUAUUGAAGUUUUUGAUGUCAAGCGGCUUCAAAUGCGUUAUGCUACAUCACUUAUUGGAGGACCAUCCACUCCAGCUACUUUUGUGGCAGUAUAUGCACUUUUUGGGCCAACUUUUCCAGGGAUCAACGACAGAGAUAGGGGUGUUUAUACUUUAUUCUAUCCAGGUUUGUCCUUUGCUUUUCCCAUUCCUAGCCAAUAUACAGAUUGUUGUCACGAUGGAGAAGCGGCAUUACCAUUAGAGUUUCCAGAUGGCACUACACCUGUUACAUGCCGCGUCUCUAUUUAUGAUAGUUCCACUGACAAAAAGGUUGGUGUUGGAGCCUCAAUGGAUAAGGCAUCUGCUCCUCCACUGCCUCCUGGUAGCCUAUACAUGGAAGAAGUGCAUGUUAAGAUGAAAUUGCAUUUCACUGUCGGUGGACAGCAUAUUCCUUUUGGUGCAUCUCCACAGGAAAAUAACUUCAAAUUUGACUUAACUUAUGCUUUUCUCUAUAUUAGAUUAGCUGUUCAGGUAGAUCAAAUGAUUAUUCACUCUGCCUCGGACCCUCGGCCGCGGACAACUCUUUGUGGCGAUUACUUCUAUAACUAUUUUACUCGUGGUUUGGACAUCUUAUUUGAUGGGCAGACUCAUAAAGUUAAAAAGUUUGUUUUACACACAAACUAUCCUGGACAUGCUGAUUUCAAUUCAUACAUAAAGUGCAAUUUUGUUAUUCUUGAUAAUGACUUUAAAGAGUCUUUUAUUGAAGCAAGUAAUUACAAAAAUAGGAUUACACCGGGGACGAAAUGGGAGCAAGUUAAGGAGAUUCUUGGGGAUUGUGGCCGAGCAGCUAUCCAAACACAGGGUUCUUCAAGCAAUCCUUUUGGGUCGACAUUUGUGUAUGGUUAUCAAAAUGUUGCAUUUGAGGUGAUGAAGAAUGGUUAUAUUGCUACUGUGACUCUCUUUCAGUCAUGAUGAUUGUUUGGAUUUGCCUCAGCAGUUGGCAAUGCUUAUGCCCACAUUUGCCUGUAGCAUGUGGAUCUGUACAGUCUUUGUGGAAGGCUCGGAGUGUGCCGUGUUGAUAUCAUGGCUGGUUUGACACGCUGAUAAAUUGUAUAGUUCAUGUACAGUUUAUCUAUGUUGUACAUAUAAGGACUUAGCUCAUCUAAUAUAUAUGCAACUUAAAAUGGUUGAUGUGCAGCACAGCAUAUUCAUCUGAAAUCUACGUGUUAAGCUCUAAUGAUUUGUUGAAUUUAUUAUGCUGUGAAUUUGGUCC